Molecule: messenger RNA, 1161 nt
Organism: Callorhinus ursinus (northern fur seal)
Lineage: Eukaryota; Metazoa; Chordata; Mammalia; Carnivora; Otariidae
Gene: ADH6
Product: alcohol dehydrogenase 6 (class V)
Biological process (GO): retinoic acid metabolic process; retinol metabolic process
Cellular component (GO): cytosol
Molecular function (GO): all-trans-retinol dehydrogenase (NAD+) activity; zinc ion binding
Source: RefSeq, a predicted model, not a curated record
UUCAUUUGUGGUGAAGAGAACACCAAUACAGGCAGCAUGAGUACUAUAGGGAAAGUUAUUAGGUGCAGAGCAGCCAUACUCUGGAAGCCUGGUGUACAAUUUUCCAUCGAGGAGGUAGAAGUGGCCCCACCAAAGGCAAAGGAAGUUCGCAUAAAGAUUGUGGCCACGGGGCUCUGUGGUUCAGAGAUGAAAAUGUUGGAGAAUGAAACCUCUCACUACCAUUAUCCUAUCAUUAUGGGCCAUGAAGCAGCUGGAAUAGUUGAGAGUGUGGGAGAAGGAGUGAGCACAGUGAAAACAGGAGAUAAAGUUAUCACACUCUUUCUACCGCAGUGUGGAGAAUGUGCCUCUUGCCUUAAUCCUGGGGACAAUCUUUGUAUACAAAUCAAACAGUCGAAAUCCAGCCUGAUGUCUGAUGGAACCAGUAGGUUUACCUGCAAGGGAAAACCAGUGUACCACUUUGCAAAUACAAGCACCUUCUCUGAAUACACAGUGAUAAAAGAAAUCUCUGUUGCCAAGAUUGAUGCAGUUGCACCUCUGGAGAAAGUAUGCCUAGUUAGCUGUGGUUUUUCCACUGGGUAUGGUGCUGCAAUCAAUACUGCCAAGGUGACCCCAGGCUCUACCUGUGCGGUGUUUGGCCUUGGAGGGGUCGGCCUGUCUGUGAUCAUAGGCUGUAAAGCAGCGGGAGCAGCCAGGAUCAUUGGGGUGGACAUCAACAAAGACAAAUUUGAGAAGGCAAAAGAAGUUGGUGCCACUGAGUGCAUCAACCCACAGGACUUCAAGAAACCCAUCCAAGAAGUUUUAUUUGAUAUGACAGGUGCUGGUGUGGACUUUUGCUUUGAGGUCAUCGGAAAUCCAGAAACUGUGGAAGCUGCCCUGGCCUCCUGCAAUGAGAGCCACGGGGUCUGUGUGAUUGUUGGGCUCUUGGCAGGUGUCCAACUUAACAUCAGUGGCUGGCUGUUCCUCUCGGGACGUUCUUUGAAGGGAACUGUUUUUGGAGGCUGGAAAAGCAGAGAGAGCGCCUCUAAACUGGUUUCUGAUUAUAUGGCAAAGAAGUUUAAUCUAGAUCCACUAAUUACCCAUACUCUGAAUCUGGAUAAAAUCAGUGAAGCAGUUGAAUUAAUGAAAACCGGAAAAUGUAUCCGCUGUAUCCUGCUACCUUAA